Molecule: messenger RNA, 6658 nt
Organism: Syngnathus typhle (broad-nosed pipefish)
Lineage: Eukaryota; Metazoa; Chordata; Actinopteri; Syngnathiformes; Syngnathidae
Gene: btaf1
Product: BTAF1 RNA polymerase II, B-TFIID transcription factor-associated
Exons: 38
Coding region: 426-6035 (1869 amino acids)
Molecular function (GO): ATP-dependent chromatin remodeler activity; ATP binding; ATP hydrolysis activity
Source: RefSeq, a predicted model, not a curated record
UAAAUGCAAGAUGGCCCCUCAUAUAAAAACAGUCUACUCGGUCGCCUUGUCAGCGACACAAAAUAACUCUUUAUACUUAAUUAGGUUGAAGUAUUUAUCUGCAAAGAGUUCUGAAGGGUAACGUAAGCCAUGGAUUCAUAUGUCUGUGGUACUUGGUAACAUUUGGUGGCAGAAGAUACCGGGGAGGCAAGAGAGACAACUUUGAAGCCAUGAAUUGAAAGUGAACUCGGCGUCUUGUUUCGACACACUUGGGGCGCUCGCUCAGUAGCACAUCCGCAGACUGCCGGGCCUCGACUCGCUAACGCUAGCCGCUAACUAGCCUGCUGUCAUUAUUCGCCACACUUCGGAAUCCAUUUACAGUGAUCGUGUUGAGUCUAUAGUUUCGAUUUGAAUGUGGGACGGGAAGAGCGACAGGACUCCUGAACAUGGCUGUAACAAGACUUGAUCGUUUGUUCAUCCUACUUGACACUGGAACAACUCCAGUAACUAGGAAAGCAGCAGCCCAGCAGCUCGGAGAAGUGGUUAAACUCCACCCGCAUGAGCUUAAUAACUUAUUGGCCAAGGUCUUGACCUAUCUAAGGAGUCCCAACUGGGACACUCGUAUAGCCGCAGGACAAGCUGUGGAAGCUAUUGUGAAAAAUAUUCCAGAAUGGAACCCUGCCCCAAAGCCUAAAGAAGAGUCAUUAUCGCCUGAGGAUCCAGCCAGCGAGAGGCUGAGUUUCUACCAUUUUGACAUUUGCCGCCUACUCAAACACGGUGCAUCUCUUCUGGGAUCCGCUGGUGCAGAGUUUGAAUUGCAAGAUGACAAAAUGUGUGAGAUGGACCCCAAGGAACGCCUGGCCUGCCAAAGAAAGCUUCUUCAGAAGAAGUUGGGACUUGACAUGGGCGCCGCCAUUGGCAUGGACACCGAGGAGCUGUUCAAUGACGAAGACCUGGACUAUACUUGUCCGUCGAGCGUCUCGAGGCCUCAAGGAAGCAAGAUUACAGCAGCAGGGUCCAGCUCCCGUAAUUACGUCCCUAUUCAAGCUGCCGAAUUGAUCGACUCGGAAUUCCGGCCAGGCAUGAGCAAUCGCCAGAAGAAUAAGGCAAAGAGGCUGGCAAAGCUAGUUGCAAAACAGAAAUCCAGAGACUUGGAUCCAAAUGAAAAAAGUAAUGACAGUUUUGAAGGUGAGCCUGAAGAGAAACGAAGGAAAACCACCAGCAUAGUUCUUGACCCGCCAGCAACAGAACAUAAAGUUCUAAUGAACAAAGUUCAGGAUUACGCCAGUCUUUCAGACGAGCCACAAGAAUGGCCAUUGGAAAGCUUCAGUGAAGAACUCUGCAACGACCUCUUUAAUCCUUCCUGGGAGAUCCGUCACGGUGCAGGCACUGGUCUUCGAGAAAUCCUCAAGUCCCACGGCGCAGGAGGUGGCAAACUUGCGGGAAGUACUGCCGAGCAGAUGUCGCGGCAGCACGAGGAGUGGAUACAAGACCUCGUCAUCCGUUUGCUGUGCGUCUUUGCUCUGGACCGUUUUGGAGAUUUUGUAUCGGAUGAGGUUGUGGCUCCUGUCCGAGAGACGUGUGCUCAGACGCUUGGUGUGGCACUGCGCCACAUGAGUGAGACCGGGGUGUCCAUGACAGUCGAUGUGCUGCUGAAGCUGCUCAAAGAAGACCAGUGGGAGGUCCGUCACGGAGGCCUGCUCGGAAUCAAAUACGCACUCGCGGUCCGACAGGACCUGAUCUCUGUUUUACUCCCACGGCUGCUCCCUGCCAUCACUGAGGGCCUUCAGGACCUCGAUGAUGAUGUCAGGGCUGUGGCUGCUGCGGCACUCAUCCCUGUGGUGGAAGGCUUGGUACAGUUACUGCCCAAUAAGGUACCGUUCAUCGUAAACACAUUGUGGGAUGCUCUUUUGGAUCUGGACGACCUCACCGCUUCCACCAACAGCAUCAUGACAUUGUUAUCGUCUUUGCUCACCUACCCGCAGGUUCGACAGUGCAGUAUGCAGCAGUCCUUAACGGUGCUGGUCCCCCGGGUUUGGCCCUUCUUGAGGCACACUAUCUCAUCUGUUCGGCGGGCAGCGCUAGAAACGCUUUACACGCUCCUGUCUAAAUCUGACCAGAAAUGUGCAUUGUGGAUCAACCCCAUCCUCCAAGAUAUGCUCCGUCACAUGUUCCAGUCUUGUAUACUUGAAAGCAAUGAGGAAAUUCUGGAACUGAUCCAAAAGGUGUGGGCGGAGCUACUCUCUCAGGCCCCGCAACAGUUUGUGGUAGCAGCCAGCUGUCCAUGGAUGGGCGCCUGGCUCUGUCUCAUGAUGCAGGCCUCGCACAUUCCCAUAGACAUCAACAUGUUGCUUGAAGUCAAGGCUCGCGCCAAGGAUAAAGCUGGUUCAAAGGCACGCCAAGGCACCAACCAGAUCAAGGAAACGGUCCAGGAGUACAUAGCGGGGGCAGAGACGGUGACCGACGACCCAGUAUCGAGGGACUAUGUGGUGUUCCGCGCUCGCCUUAUGGCUGCCAAAUUGCUUGGGGCUCUAUGUAAGUGUAUAUGCGAGCCUCAUCUCAAUGCUGCGUCUCAGGAGAUCCGUCCAGCUGAGUCCCUGGGCCAGUUAUUGCUCUUUCACCUUAAUUCAAAGUCUGCACUUCAGCGAAUAGCUGUAGCUCUUGUACUCUGUGAGUGGGCUUCUCUGCAAAAGGAUUGCCAGAUAGUGUCGAGUGCGGUGCAGCCUCGUCUCCUCGCCAUUCUGUCCGAGCAGUUGUAUUACGACGAGAUAGCCAUCCCUUUCACGCGGAUGCAGAACGAGUGCAAGCAGCUCAUCGCCUUGCUUUCUGAGGCUCACGUGGACGUUCAAGACCGCCUCAAUUGUAGUGUGUUCACUAUCGAUCAAGCCAACGAGCUGUUAAGCACCAUCUUCACAGAAUCAACAGCUGCUUUGAAUGUGACCACAAAACCGUGGCAGGUAUUGGACAACAAGCGGCAGCAGGCCCAAGCCACAGUCAUGGAAACCAGCCACGAAUGGCAGCAGUUGCAUCUACGUGUCCACAUGUUCACCGCUUGUGCGGUGAUCAACCUGCAAGUGCUUCCCGACAAACUCAACCCGCUGGUUCGACCUCUGAUGGAGAGCAUUAAGCGGGAGGAGAACACGCUUCUUCAGGGCUACGCCGCUUCUUUCAUUGCCAAGCUGCUGCAGCAGUGUGCCGGACGCUCACCGUGCCCCAACCCCAAAAUUAUCAAAAACCUCUGCGCCUCACUUUGCGCAGACUCUUCGGUCACCCCUUCGUCCGCCUGCCCCGUACCACCCGCACCACAGGAAAACUCCAAAGCAUUUUCUUUUCCAUUGUUGACAUUAGGCGGCGGCGGCGGCGGCGGCGGCAGCUUGGACAAAGACUGCCUGCAUCACAUGGUUAACAAAAGUCAAGGCAUCAUGACUCUGUACCGUCAUCAAAGGGCAGCAUUUGCAAUCACCAGUAAAAGGGGCCCUGUUCCCAAAUCGUCCAAGACUCCCACGUCAGACCUUCCUCCAGGCAGCGCCAUGGGUAUCGACAAUGACGAGAGGAAGCCAUGUCUUAUUCAAAGGAGAGGGGCGGAGUUCUCGCUAACAACCAUUGCGAGGCAUUUGGGGAGCGACCUCACCGAGUCACUACCGUACCUUUGGGAGAACACCGUGGGGCCUUUGAGGACCGUAGUCAAUGAAAAACAUUUGAUCGAUAGGCAGAUUGAGCUGGAAAGAGGUGACGUUGCAGCUCAGGAACUGGUCAACUCACUCCAAGUGCUUGAAGUCAUGAGUGGAGCCAUGUCCCGUGAGCUCAAACCUCUGCUGCUGGAGCACCUUCCGCAUCUCUUCACCUGCCUCCAGCAUCCUUACACGGCAGUGCGUCACAUGGCAGCUCGGUGCGUGGGCGUGCUUAGCAAGAUAGCCACGCUGGACACCAUGGAUGCCUUUCUGGAGUGUGUCCUGCCCUGGUUAGCCGCCAUUCACGACAGCACCAAGCAGGAGGGGGCCAUCGAGGCUCUGGCUUGUGUCAUGGAACAGUUGGAUGUGGAGAUAGUGCCCUACAUCGUAUUGCUGGUAGUACCGGUGUUGGGACGUAUGAGCGAUCCUAGCGACAGCAUUCGUUUCAUGGCCACGCAAUGCUUUGCUACGCUCAUCCGUCUCUUGCCACUGGAGGCAGGCAUACCGGACCCUCCUGCCAUGUCUGCUGACCUGAUCCGACAGAAGGCCAGAGAGCGACACUUCUUGGAACAACUGCUCGAUGGCAGAAAACUGGAGAAUUACAGCAUCCCUGUGCCCAUUAAGGCAGAGCUCAGGAAGUACCAGCAGGAUGGUGUGAACUGGCUGUCCUUCCUAAACAAGUACAAGCUCCACGGGAUCCUGUGUGAUGACAUGGGCCUCGGCAAGACUCUGCAGUCCAUCUGCAUUCUAGCAGGAGAUCACUACCUCAGGUCUCAGGAAUAUGCCAAGACGAAAGCGGCAGACGGCAUCCCGCUGCCCUCUCUGGUGGUGUGCCCACCCACACUGACCGGUCACUGGGUGGACGAGGUCGGCAAGUUUUGCGCCAAAGAGUACCUCGAUCCGCUGCACUAUACUGGCCCACCUACGGAGAGAAUGCGGUUACAACAGCAAGUGAAGAAACACAAUCUUGUAGUUGCUUCUUACGACGUGGUACGAAACGACAUUGACUUUUUUAAAAAUAUCAAAUUCAAUUACUGUAUUCUUGAUGAAGGCCACAUCAUCAAAAAUGGCAAAACCAAACUUUCCAAAGCUAUUAAACAAUUGGCUGCCAACUUCCGUGUCAUCUUGUCGGGAACGCCGAUUCAGAAUAACGUUCUGGAGCUCUGGUCCCUUUUUGACUUCCUGAUGCCGGGCUUCCUGGGGACCGAGCGGCAAUUUGCUGCACGUUACGGCAAACCCAUCCUGGCCAGUCGUGACGCCAAAAGUUCCUCACGGGAACAGGAGGCCGGCGUCCUGGCCAUGGAGGCGCUUCAUCGGCAAGUGUUACCCUUCCUUUUGAGAAGGAUGAAAGAGGAUGUACUGCAGGACCUUCCUCCCAAAAUAAUUCAGGACUACUACUGUAACUUGAGUCCUCUUCAGGUUCAGCUCUACGAAGACUUUGCCAAGUCCCGGGCCAAGGCGAGCGUAGACGAUAGCAUCUCUGCCUCUACAGAGCAAGAGGAAAAGCCCAAGCUGAAAGCCACAGGUCACGUCUUCCAGGCCCUGCAGUACCUGCGGAAGCUGUGCAACCACCCGAGCUUGGUGUUGACCCCACAGCAUCCCGAGUACAAACGCGUCACGGAGCAGCUAGCGGGCCAAAGUUCCAACCUGCGGGACAUUCAGCACGCUCCAAAACUCUCUGCACUAAAACAGUUGCUCCUCGACUGCGGACUCGGUGGCGGGGGUUCCGAAGAGAGCACCGAGGCAGUGGUGGCUCAGCAUCGGGUGCUCAUUUUCUGUCAGCUGAAGAGCAUGCUGGAUAUUGUCGAGCACGACCUUCUGAAACCCAAAAUGCCCACGGUCACGUACUUGCGACUGGAUGGGAGCGUGCAGGCCGGCCUGCGCCACGGCAUCGUGUCCCGGUUUAACAACGAUCCAUCCAUUGAUGUGCUGCUGCUGACCACGCACGUGGGUGGUCUUGGUCUGAACCUGACUGGCGCUGACACGGUGGUGUUUGUAGAACAUGACUGGAACCCGAUGAGGGACUUGCAGGCCAUGGACCGUGCUCAUAGGAUAGGCCAGAAAAGGGUCGUGAACGUGUACAGGCUCAUCACUCGAGGCACCCUGGAAGAGAAGAUCAUGGGCCUGCAGAAGUUCAAGAUGAAUAUAGCCAACACCAUCAUCAGCCAGGAGAAUGCCAGCCUGCAGAGCAUGGGAACAGACCAACUGCUCAACCUCUUCACGCUUGACAAGGACGACAGAGGCGAGCAAAAGGGUGAGCAGUCCACGUCGAGCUCGGGAAAGGCCUCUAUGAAGUCGGUGCUGGACGGCUUGGGAGAGCUCUGGGACCAGCAACAGUACGACAGCGAGUAUAAUCUGGACACUUUCAUGCACUCCCUGCAGUAGCGCCACCUUGCCUCCCAUACUCGCCUCACGGCUCUGGAAUAUCAUAUCGGCUGGCCGAGCAGGACCUGGUCAGAAUCCCCGCAAGAACGUCUUCGAGCCAAGUGUCCCUAUGACCGGCUGCGACAAAGUCUUUCACUGGUUAUCAGUGAAUCCUUUACAAAGUUGCAAAGGUAAUCCGUUUGAUCACGUGGACUCGGCAGCGUAAAAUGGCUUUCUUCAGUAGUAGCUGCUACUUGUUGUGGCGGCAACCUUCUCCGCAAUAUGGUUCCUUCUUAGCCCUUCUCUUCCACCUCUGCGUCAUAAAGCUCAACAGAAUCCAGUCAGUCACCUUGCGCUCAAGUUAAACCUUGCCAAUCCAAAUGUCAGACACCACAUCAAACUUUGUAGGAGACAACUGAGCACCUCUUCCUAUCCACUAGAUGGCGCCAUUCUUUGCGUUAUUCAAAAGUGAUGCGGACAAGAGCCUGAGCAGAGGAAAAGUUGCGUCACAGAGACUAAACCUUUUUCAGGGGCUAAGCUGAAAAUAGCUUCUGAAAUGUAUUUUAAAGAAAUUCAUAUGUACACAUUUCUUUUUGUUUAUGAAAGUGGGAUUGAAAUAAAUUCUACAAACCCUUUGAGCUACA